UGAUCCCACAUUACUUCUUUCCUCUCUCUCUCUCUCCCAUUCUCUCUUACUCCUUUUUAUGCUUACUCUCUUUUCAUAUCUUCUCCUCUUUCUCUUUCCUAAAGAGACAUAAAUCUUACAUAGACAGACAAACCAGCAUUUUUCUCAGCUUCAUUCUGGCAUGAGUUUAUAGUUAUAUAUGCUAAUGGGAUUUUCAUGCGAGGAUCACUCUGAAGAAAAGGAGAGGGAGUUUACAUUAAUAGAAGAGACUAGUGUAACUACACAGAACAGUAUCAUCAUGGAAGUGUAUCAUCAUCAUCAUCAUCAGAGGGUUGAUAACAACACAGAUUUCUUCCCAGUUGAACAUCCUAUGGAGCCACCGGAUGAAGAUCGUCCGGUGAAAUGUCCAAUGCCUGAAUCUUCAGUCAUUAGUGAUGAAAGGAUGCACGAAAAGAGGAACACAGAAAGCAUAAGGAAGAGGGGUGAGAUGUCUGGGUCUGGACAAAGAACAGCUGGCAUGGACACAGAUGCCCCAGCUCGAGGAGUACGAAAGCGGCAUCACACCCUCACUCAUGGAUCAUCAGGAGACAUUGUGAUGACUCCAUUGAUGAGAAUGCCACAUCUCCCUCCUCUACAAUCCCAGAAUAUCACUAUUUUCCAAGUGCUUCAGCAGUUGGACAAGUUUGAGUCUUAACAAAGAACUAAAUCCCAUUACAACAACAUUCCAUGCAAGGAGGAACUCAUUUUGAUCACAAGCUAGCUUACAUAACUUAAAAUAGAGCAAGACCGGAAGCAUUGGUUCAUGAAGAAUCCCAAGUUUUCAUCAUAUGUCGUUGUCAAAAGAAUGUAUCUUUCAUGUUUUCUAUUAUUCAUCAAGACAUUAUUAUACAUUAAAGUGUUUUAAACCGAGCAGAUUACACAAUUCUAA
Messenger RNA from Medicago truncatula (barrel medic), 907 nucleotides. RefSeq lists its product as uncharacterized. The transcript has 3 exons. NCBI's taxonomy places the organism in Eukaryota, Viridiplantae, Streptophyta, Magnoliopsida, Fabales, Fabaceae. The record is from RefSeq and is a predicted model, not a curated record. The coding region runs from base 179 to 673 and encodes 164 amino acids.